AUGGCGGAUUAUAGUCCUAAUAUUCGGGAUGAGAUUCAAAGAGCAUAUCUACAAAAGGGACCUUGUCAACCUAGAAGUUAUAAAUUCCCACAAACUAAUCAAUCAGGAAUUAAUAGACGCUUCAUUGCUAAUUGGUUUGAUGAUCAUGAUUGGUUGGAAUAUAGUAUUGCUAAAGAUGCUGCAUUUUGUCUUCAUUGUUAUCUCUUCAAAUCAAAUUUUGAUCAAGUGGGUGGUGAUGCAUUCACUGGGGUAGGCUUCAAUAAUUGGAAGAAGGCGAAAGAAAGAUUUAAUCUUCAUGUUGGACCGGUUGGUAGUGUUCACAACCAAGCUAGAGAAGUUGCUUACAAUUUGAUGCAUCAAACUACACACAUUGAAACAAUUGUCAUCAAGCAAACAAGCCAAGCUCGCACGGCUUAUCGCACUUGCUUGGAUGCAUCAUUAAGUGCACUAGGAAAUUUGAAGUUAAUAGCUCCUUCAAUUCAAAAAGAUCUUGUCAAUUCUUGUGCUAAAGAAACCAUUGGUCUUAUCUUGAGUGAUGUGAAAGAUAAAUAUUUUUCCAUAAUGGUGGAUGAAGCACGUGAUGUUUCAAUUAAGGAGCAAAUGGCGAUGGUGCUUCGUUAUGUGAAUGACAAAGGACAAAUAAUUGAAAGGUUUGUGGGGGUUCAACAUGUGACCGAUACUACUUCAAGUGCACUAAAGGAAGCCAUUGAUGAAUUCUUUUCUUCCGCGAAUUUGAGCUUUUCCAAGCUACGAGGACAAGGUUAUGAUGGAGCUAGUAAUAUGAGAGGUGAGUUCAAUGGCCUUAAGACAAAGAUUUUGAGAGAACAACCUUGUGCAUUUUAUGUUCAUUGUUUUGCUCAUCAACUUCAACUAGCUCUUGUUGCGGUAGCAAAGAAAAACAUUGAUGUCAACUCUUUUUUCACAACGGCUAAUAGUUUGGUCAAUGUUGUUGGAGCAUCUUGUAAGCGUCGGGAUGCACUUAGAGCACAAUACCAAGAAGAGCUUGUGAGAGCUUUUGAAGAAGAUUGUCUUAUAACGGGGCGGGGCUUAAAUCAAGAAACUACUCUCAAACGUGCCGGCGAUACACGAUGGAACUCACAUUAUGGUACGUUGAUUAGUAUCAUUUCUAUGUUCCCAUCUGUGGUGAAUGUGCUUCAAAUGAUUGUUGAUGAUAAUCCUAAUGAUAGUUCGGGUGAAGCCUAUAAGUUAUGGAGAGAAAUACAAUCUUUUGAGUUUGUGUUUCACUUAUUUUUAAUGAAAGCUAUAUUGGGAAUAACAAACACUUUGUCUCUAGCAUUGCAAAAGAAAGAUCAAGACAUUGUGAGUGCAAUGAGUUUAGUGACAACAUGCAAGGAAAACCUGCAGUUCAUGAGGGAUAAUGAGUUUGAAGAAUUGGUUGAGCAAGCAUCUUUGUUUUGUUACAAACAUGAUAUUAUAGUUCCUACCAUGGAUGAGGAAUAUGUAAUUCCAGGGAGGUCACGGCGUAAUGCUCCAAUGAAGACAAAUUAUCAUCGUUAUCGUGUUGAGAUGUUUAUUCAUGUAAUUGAUGGACAACUUGUGGAACUAAAUGAUCGCUUCAACGAGGUAAAUACUGAGUUACUUACUUGUUUGGCAUGCUUGAGUCCGAAAAAUAACUUUGUAGCUUUUGACAAACGAAAGCUAGUUCGUCUUGCUCAAUUUUAUCCUUAUGAUUUUUCGGAUAGAGACUUAUUGAUGCUUGAAGAUCAACUUGGUGUUUAUGUUCAUCAUAUGCGUUCGAGUAUUGAUUUUUCUCAAUUGGAAGGGAUUAGUAGUCUUGCGGAAAAAAUGGUGGAGAAAGGAAUGCAUGAAAUAUUUCCUUAUGUGUAUUUGCUUCUGACAUUGGCUUUGGUUUUACCGGUUGCAACUGCUUCAGUGGAGAGGGCAUUUUCCGCCAUGAAUAUUAUUAAAAAUCCACUUCGCAACAGAAUGAGAGAUCAAUGGUUGAAUGAUAGCUUGAUUGUUUACAUUGAGAGAGAUGUUUUUGCUUGUAUUGAUAAUGAAACUAUAAUGCAACGUUUUCAGAAUAUGAAAACUCGUCGUGGACAAUUGUAA
Prunus armeniaca (apricot) is the source of this 2073-nucleotide messenger RNA. The record is from the annotation of a GenBank genome assembly. NCBI's taxonomy places the organism in Eukaryota, Viridiplantae, Streptophyta, Magnoliopsida, Rosales, Rosaceae.